This is a messenger RNA of Entelurus aequoreus (snake pipefish), 1678 nucleotides long. Its product is annotated as isotocin receptor-like. The transcript has 3 exons. Bases 132 to 1256 code for a protein of 374 amino acids. Gene Ontology annotation, cellular component: membrane. Gene Ontology annotation, biological process: G protein-coupled receptor signaling pathway; female pregnancy; regulation of systemic arterial blood pressure by vasopressin. Lineage: Eukaryota; Metazoa; Chordata; Actinopteri; Syngnathiformes; Syngnathidae. The record is from RefSeq and is a predicted model, not a curated record. Gene Ontology annotation, molecular function: peptide binding; vasopressin receptor activity; oxytocin receptor activity.
AGAAAAGGGGCGGAGUCUUGCCCGGUUGUCAUAAAGUCUCUGAGUCAAGCAGACUGGACUCAGUGAGACAUGAGGACACAUGAUCAUCAGCGGCAUCAAAGCUUCACCAUGUGACCCCUCCUGGCGCCACCAUGGAGGACUUCCUACCUGGUCCCCACAACAUGUCCUGGUCCAACUGCACCAACGCCACCCGGGCCAACCCUUUGAAACGCAACGACGAGGUGGCCAAAGCCGAGGUGGCUGUGCUGGUUCUGGUUCUCCUGCUGGCCCUGGGCGGCAACCUGAGCGUCCUGUGGGCCGUGCACGCCGCCAAGCAGCGCCAGUCUCGGAUGCUCUACUUCAUGUGGCACCUGAGCAUCGCCGACUUGGUGGUGGCGGUCUUCCAGGUGCUCCCACAGCUCAUUUGGGACAUCACGUUCAGGUUCUACGGGCCCGACGUGCUGUGCCGGCUGAUUAAGUACUCCCAGGUGGUGGGCAUGUUUGCGUCCACCUACAUGCUGGUGCUGAUGUCCAUCGACAGGUGCUUGGCCAUUUGUCAGCCGCUCAGACCGGCGCACACCACAAGGGACCGCAUGUGCGUGGGCACGUCCUGGCUGCUCAGUCUCAUCUUCAGCACGCCUCAGGUGUACAUCUUCUCCAUGCGGGACGUCGGGGACGGCGUGUACGACUGCUGGGGGGACUUUGUGCAGCCGUGGGGGGCCAAGGCCUACGUGACCUGGAUGAGCCUGAGCAUCUACAUCCUCCCUAUGGGCGUCCUCAGCGUCUGCUACGGACUGAUUUGCCUGAAAAUAUGGCAGAACUUCAACCUCAAGACCAGGAGGGAGCACUUCCUGGCUCGGGCCCCCAAGGGCGCGCACCACCUGUGUCGGGUGAGCAGCGUCAGGCUUAUCUCCAAGGCCAAGAUACGCACCGUCAAGAUGACUUUUGUGGUGGUGCUGGCCUACGUCCUGUGCUGGACUCCUUUUUUCUUUGUCCAGAUGUGGUCUGCCUGGGACCCUGCAGCUCCCAGAGAAGACCCAGCCUUCAUCAUCACCAUGUUGCUGGCCAGUCUGAACAGCUGCUGCAACCCUUGGAUCUACAUGUUCUUCGCGGGUCACAUGUUCCAGGGCGUGACGCAUGGCUUCGUCUUCUGCUGUUGCUCUUGCAGCCGCUUCCUGUCCGCCUCCUCCGGCAGCCGCCAUCACAACAUCAACAACACCAGCAGCAGACAGAGGAGCUCGGCACACACGUCCAGCACACACACGGACGCAACAUAACAACAUAUUCUCUCAUCAUUUGUCAUAUGAUAUGAACGCCAAGACAAGUUUCAUAAUUAAUAGAAAUAUGAAAUAUGAUUAUUAUUGCUGUAAAUUGAUCAUUGUUACAGUAUAACACACAUUAAAUCCUACAUGAUGCGAUAGACAGAAACCUACUGAGAGGUGUCCCUAAUAAUGUGCCCAUCUCCAUGGAACAAAGUAGAAAAAACUCCCCAGGAGGCAAAAAUUACUAAGAAUAUAGAAUUAAAGUUUGCCGACUUCAUUCUCUUUCUGUAUGACGGAUAUUCCUAUUAUUUAUGCAAUAAAAUAUGUAGACAAUUGAUCAUUACAUUUUUGGUUGUUUUGAAAUGCUGGCCAAAAACAUCUUGAUAAAAUGAUUACCGUAUUUUCCGGACCAUAGGGCGCACCGGAUUAUAAGGCGC